Aspergillus pseudotamarii is the source of this 1261-nucleotide messenger RNA. RefSeq lists its product as uncharacterized. The coding region runs from base 74 to 991 and encodes 305 amino acids. The transcript has 3 exons. The record is from RefSeq and is a predicted model, not a curated record. NCBI's taxonomy places the organism in Eukaryota, Fungi, Ascomycota, Eurotiomycetes, Eurotiales, Aspergillaceae.
UCCCCUCUAGGCUAACUCUGAUAACAAAACCGACUAACCUAUACAACACUUGUGUACACAAUCUACGAACAGAAUGCUCAUCGCCGUAGUCCCCGCUUCACCCAAAACAGGCCAGGCGGCAAUCCACGCCCUACUCAACUCAACCCAGACCACCAAGCCUAUCAGCGUGAAAGGCGUAUACAGGGAUCUCUCUCGAGUACCAGAAGACUUCCUGUCUAACCCUCAUUUUCAGGCAGUCAAGGGCGAUGUAAGCGACGCAACGAGCCUAGAUCUCACCGGCGUGGAUGCUGUUCUCGCCAUCACCCCUCCGCGAUACGAUGGCUCGGACAUUCUGGCUUGUGCAAGGACGGCAUCCGAAAAUACGCGUCUGGCCAUUCAGAAAUCGGGAUCUGUCAAGCGUCUGGUCUUGCUUUCUAGUAUGGGGGCUGAGCAUGAGUCGGGGACUGGGGAAAUCAUGACGAACCACAUCGCUGAGACGAUCUUGAAGGAUGCAGCGCCAGAGGUCGUCCUGUGUAGAUGUGCCUAUUUCAUGGAGAACUGGGCCAUGGCGGUUCAGACGGCGAAGUCUGAGCAUCCGCAUUUGUAUUCAUGCAUCACGCCUGCGGAUUUCGAAGUCCCUAUGGUUGCCGUCAAAGAUAUGGGCCAAGCCUUUGCAACUUAUUUACUUCAGCCUGAUGUCCCGGAAAGCCCCUACGUUGUUGACGUCCAUGGACCGAGUUCAUACACUCCGAAGGAUGUGCAAAAGGCCUUCGAAGAAGCUGUUGGCAAGGAGGUUGAACUCCGACUUGUCGAGAAGAGAGAUCUAUCGCAGUUCUUUGCCGGCUUCCUCCCAAAGAAUGUAGCUGAAGCUUUCACCGAGAUGACCAUUGCCUUUCUGCCGGGAGGUAUUAUGGCGAAUGCUAAUGCGGAGAAUUCAACCAGUGAUCGAGUGUGGAGGGGAAAGACGGAGUUGCGGGAAGCUAUUCGGGAGCUUUGUGAAGGGUCUGGGUAGGUGAAGGCCAUGCGGGAACUGGUAAUUCAUUCUAGACUGCUGUUGGGACUGGCUAUUUAUCUUCUGGAGGUGUGAACUGAAUUAUCUGUGGAUUAAAUUGUACUAUGGGUGCAAGUGAUUCACAAAAUUGCUUGGUGUAAAGGUAUAAAUUAAGUCAAAGGCCGGUAUAGGACUCUUCUUUACUAAAUAAGCCUAUAUGACUACCACUUCCCUUAGAAAUGGGAUUCUCGUCCUGUUUAAUCAGUGGGUGAUCGCAGUAGGCGAUUUAUU